Oryza brachyantha (malo sina) is the source of this 2554-nucleotide messenger RNA. RefSeq names its product two-component response regulator ORR24. NCBI's taxonomy places the organism in Eukaryota, Viridiplantae, Streptophyta, Magnoliopsida, Poales, Poaceae. Bases 348 to 2222 code for a protein of 624 amino acids. The record is from RefSeq and is a predicted model, not a curated record. The transcript is spliced from 6 exons. Gene Ontology annotation, molecular function: DNA binding; DNA-binding transcription factor activity. Gene Ontology annotation, biological process: cytokinin-activated signaling pathway; phosphorelay signal transduction system.
AAGCGGAGGAGGAGGAGGAGGAGGGAAGAAAAAAAAAAGUUUCCACCUUUGCACUGCAUAAAUUUCCAAUUUUUAUUUUGGCUCCCCAAUCCAUUCCAUUUACCCAAUCCGCGAUCCAUCCAUCGUCCCCAACCUCUCUCUCUCUCUCUCUCUCCUCUUAUUAUCGCAUCCCGCACUCGUCUCGCGCAGCUUUGGUGGUGCUGCUCGCGCUCCCCUGCUUUGCUUUGACCCCUCCCUGGGCUUGGUUUCUUGGAUUUGUAGGAUCCAAGAAGCUGUCUUUGAGAGGUUUCUUGGAUUGAGGGGGUGGAGUUUGGGUGAUCCCGUUGAUUCGCCGGAGGCAGGGGAAGAUGACCGUGGAGGAGAGGCAGGGGAGGGUGAACGGGCAUGGCAGCGGCGGCGGCGGCGGCAGGGACCAGUUCCCGGUCGGCAUGCGGGUGCUCGCCGUCGACGACGACCCCACCUGCCUCAAGAUCCUCGAGAACCUCCUGCUUCGCUGCCAGUAUCAUGUGACAACAACUGGUCAGGCAGCCACGGCCCUGAAGCUGCUCAGGGAGAACAAGGACCAGUUUGACCUGGUGAUCAGCGACGUCCACAUGCCGGACAUGGAUGGCUUCAAACUCCUUGAGCUUGUCGGCCUCGAGAUGGACCUCCCUGUCAUUAUGUUGUCUGCAAACGGGGAGACACAAACAGUCAUGAAGGGUAUAACACAUGGUGCAUGUGACUAUCUUCUGAAGCCAGUGCGUCUUGAGCAGCUAAGGACAAUAUGGCAACAUGUGAUCAGGCGAAGGAAUUGUGAUGCCAAGAACCGUGGUAACGAUGAUGAUGCUGGUCAGAAGGCACAGGGACUGAACAAUGAAGGGGAUAGUAAUGGUGCUAACCGCAACAAGAGGCAGUCACGGAAAGGUAGAGACGAGAACGGAGAUGAUGGUGAUGAUUCUGAUGAGAACAGUAAUGAGAAUGCCGACUCCUCAACCCAGAAGAAGCCAAGGGUUGUGUGGUCUGUGGAGCUGCACCGAAAGUUUGUGGCUGCUGUUAACCAGCUUGGCAUUGAGAAGGCGGUUCCAAAGAAAAUAUUGGAUCUCAUGAAUGUAGAGAACAUCACCAGGGAGAAUGUUGCUAGUCAUUUGCAGAAGUAUCGACUGUACCUUAAAAGGUUGAGCACUGAUGCAAGCAGGCAGGCUAACCUUGCAGCCGCAUUUGGAGGAAGGAACCCUGCUUACAUCAACAUGAACUCUUUUGGAAACUACAAUGCAUAUGGUAGAUACCGUCCAUCUGCUGGCCAUACCCCGGCAAACAACAUUCUUACAAGGAUGAACUCCCCUUCUGCAUUUGGUGUUCAUGGUUUACUGCCUUCCCAGCCAAUUCAGUUAGGCCAUGCCCAGAAUAAUUUGAGCACUUCCCUGAAUGAUUUAGGAGGGCUUAAUAAUGGUAACAUGAUCAGGGGUGCACAGAUGUCAACAAUCUUAACUGGUCCCUCGGGCAACUCCUUCCCAAACAUGUCGAAUGGGGCACCACUCUCAACGGCAAAUAGAUCACUACAGCCACUUGAAUCGAGCAAUCAGCAACACCUUAGCCGGGUUCAUUCAUCUUCCGCAGAUCCAUUUGGUGCACUUGGUGAGUCUCCCCAGUUUCCUGAUCUUGGAAGAACCACCGCAACCUGGCAAACUGCGGUUCCAUCCAACAUUCAGGACCGCGGUCACAAUGAUAGCAUGUCCCAAACCACCCUGCAUAUGAAUGGCCCCAAGGUUGAGCCUGUGUCAAGCUUUACAGCAUCAUCCAACCAGAUUCCACUGCUGGGAAAUGAAAUGCAGAGCCAAGUAGCAUCACUAGCUACCAAUGUUCCAAUAGCAUUCACUCAGGAGGCAUCACCUUUCACCUAUGGAAGCAGCACAAACUCAAGAGAUAUGCUGAAUAAUAGCCAUGUAUUCAGUAACUCUAGCAUCAUCAACGCAUCGUUGCCCAACCUUCGGAUAGACAAUCCGGCGGUGCCGAGGCAGACACUGGAUGGUGGGAAUAUGGGCAUUGUUCCUCCCAUGCAAGAUGGCAGGAUUCAUCAUCAAGCUGUUGCCAAUCAGCUGAAUUAUAGUGAUGAUCUCAUGCGGACAACUGGGCUGCAAAGGGGCCUCAGUGGUGGUCUAGAUGACAUUGUUGUUGACAUGUUUAGGCUGGAGCGCGACGACGACGGCGUCCCUUUCAUCGAUGGGGACUGGGAGCUGGUGUAGACAGCAGCAUCACCCAUUUCAAAUCAUCAGGCUGCUUACAAGGUUUUUCUGCAUUAUUUGGGGUGUCGGCUGCUGAUUGGUUGGUCCAUGCUCACAUGUCAGCACAAAGUGGUGUUCAUAGUGGCAGUUACAUUUGGCUUUGUUUUUUUUUUCAAUUUCAGCUUAGUGAUUAGUUGGGCUGUUGUCGGAUCAGUUUUAUGUCGAGAAACGGUUAUGUUGGUGUGUGUGAUCAGGACCCAUAUAACUAUGUUAGUCCAGGUAUAACCGGUUAUCCUUAUAAUAUAGUAUGCUUGGUAAACUUCUCGUUAAUCAUUGAAGAUUAAAAAUUUCUU